UCUAACAUCUCCUCUCAUCACAAGACAUACACACUAGUUAGCUAGUACAAUCUUGACUUGAACUUUAUUAGUAGUAUUUUUCUUCAAGAAAGAAAGAGAGAAAAGGAGUGAGUCAAUUGAGAAGGAAGGAAGGAAGCAAAUUAAUUAAAGAAAUAUGCCUUCAUCAUCAACAAUAAUAUCUUGUACUACAAGUGCAAGUGCUGCGGCAAGUAGUAGUGACCCGGGUCCAGUCACCAUAAUCUCAAAAUGCACCAUCUAUCCAGCAGCAACAAGAGAUUCAGAAAGGAGGUGUUUGUGUUUGCAACUCUCGGUGUCUGAUCUCCCAAUGCUUUCUUGCCAAUACAUUCAGAAAGGUGUUCUCCUCUCCCGACCUCCUCUCCCUUCCCACCAACUCAUCCCCCUUUUCAAGCUUUCCCUCUCUCGUACCCUUUCUCACUUCCGACCUCUCGCCGGCCGUCUCUCCACCGCCCCCGACGGCCUCGUCUCCAUCCUCUGCAACGAUUCCGGCGUCCAGUUCGUUCACGCCACCGCCACCCACCUCCACACCCGCCAAAUCCUCACCCUUCACUCCGACGUCCACCCUUGUUUCAAGACCUUCUUCGAAUUCGACAAGACUUUGAGCUACGCCGGCCACCACCGGCCCAUCGCGGCCGUGCAGGUCACCGAGAUCGCUGAUGGGGUUUUUAUUGGAUGUACUGUCAAUCAUGCUGUUGUUGACGGUACUUCCUUCUGGAACUUCUUUAAUACUUUUGCCGAGAUCACAAAAGGGUGUCAGAAAGUCACAAACCCGCCGGAUUUUAGCCGGGAAAACGUGUUCAUCUCUCCGGUUGUUUUGCCACUGCCCGCCGGCGGGCCUGCCGCCACGUUUUCAGGCGACGAGCCUCUGAGAGAGAGAAUCAUUCAUUUCAGUCGAGAAGCAAUCUUGAGGAUGAAAUUCAGAGCCAACAAUCCCUUGUGGAAUUCGGAUCUGGCGGGUGGUGAUUCAGGUUUAAAACCGAAAAGUGAGAUUUCGUCUUUCCAGUCAUUAUGUGCUCAACUAUGGCGUGCGGUGACGCGUGCGCGUAAGUUUGAUGAUGAGGUGGGGAAAACCACAACGUUUCGGAUGGCGGUGAAUUGUAGGCACAGAUUAGAACCAAAAGUGGACCCCCUGUAUUUUGGGAACUUGAUCCAAAGCAUCCCGACGGUGGCUUCGGUUGGGGCUUUAUUGUCACAUGACUUAUCAUGGGCAGCCAAUCAGCUUCACCAAAACGUCGUGGCGCAUGAUAACGCUACCGUGCGCCGCGGGGUCAAAGACUGGGAAAACAAUCCCAAGCUGUUCCCCUUGGGGAAUUUCGAUGGCGCCAUGAUCACCAUGGGGAGCUCCCCUCGGUUUCCAAUGUACAACAAUGAUUUCGGGUGGGGUCGGCCGAUGGCGGUUCGGAGCGGUAAGGCUAACAAGUUUGAUGGGAAGAUUUCGGCUUUUCCGGGGAGGGAUGGUGAUGGGAGUGUUGAUCUGGAGGUUGUUUUGGCUCCCGAAACAAUGGCGUCUCUUGAACGUGAUCAAGAAUUUAUGCAAUACGUUUCCAGCUGAUGGGUCCGAUUUUAAUUAGUUGUUGAUCAUCACCCACCGAUACACAAAUAUUGAUUUUCUAGCACACUACUACUCUUAUUAUUGUACUUACGUACGUACGUCUAAUUUAUUUUUGUUUUGAUCGAUUUGUAACAAGCAUCAGGCAUUGAGUACGUUUUCAAACUUGUAUAUGUUGUGUUUUCUUAUUCUUAUAAGAAAGAUAACAACUUUAAUUAA
This is a messenger RNA of Erigeron canadensis, 1786 nucleotides long. RefSeq lists its product as uncharacterized. Bases 155 to 1570 code for a protein of 471 amino acids. The transcript has a single exon. The record is from RefSeq and is a predicted model, not a curated record. Lineage: Eukaryota; Viridiplantae; Streptophyta; Magnoliopsida; Asterales; Asteraceae.